Caretta caretta (loggerhead turtle) is the source of this 7614-nucleotide messenger RNA. RefSeq lists its product as uncharacterized. Gene Ontology annotation, biological process: regulation of transcription by RNA polymerase II. Gene Ontology annotation, molecular function: RNA polymerase II cis-regulatory region sequence-specific DNA binding; DNA-binding transcription activator activity, RNA polymerase II-specific. Gene Ontology annotation, cellular component: nucleus. NCBI's taxonomy places the organism in Eukaryota, Metazoa, Chordata, Testudines, Cheloniidae. The record is from RefSeq and is a predicted model, not a curated record.
GCUGCGGAGCAUCUCGGCCCGGCCGGCCGGGCGCUACAGUCCGCCGGGCGGGGAGCGCAGCCCCACGGGCCGCCGGGCGCCCUGCUCCAGCCUGGCCCCGAUCCCUGCGUCCCGCCCCCCGGCCAGCCCCGGGGCCAAGGGGCCGGAGGCCAGGGGGAUGGCCGCAGCGGGCUCUGCUCAGGUGGCGUUCGAGGACGUCGCGGUCUAUUUCUCCCCAGAGGAGUGGGCAGCAUUAGCGGAAUGGCAGAGGGAGCUGUACCGGGAUGUGAUGAGGGAGAACUACGAGCUGGUCACCUCGCUGGGGUGGCCUGCUGUCAAACCAGAGAUCAUAUGUAAAAUUGAGCAAGAAGAAGAGCCAUGUGUUGGAGACCCUCCACAUCCCAGAGAGUGGGGGACCCCCCAAAGCUUCUGGGCAGUAGAUGAUGGAAUCAGGAUUAAAAAGGAGGAGCAGGAGGAAGACACCGAGACCCCAGAACCUCCCAGUGCAUUCUCGGGAAAGUUGGAGGAAGAGAGCAGCCCGCCGCGGUGUGUGAAGAAGAAGAGCAGCCUGGCUCAAAGCAAAUCCCACCAGAAGCUGCGAAGCCGUGUGGCCAAUGCUCAGGACAAACCCCCGAGGGCUCCUCCCCCAAAAGCCUCUCUAAAGAAGAUUCCCCCGACGUGUCCAGAGUGCGACAAAAGCUUCAAGAGUAACACGGCCCUGACCAUCCACGAAAGGAGUCACACAGGGGAGCGGCCCUUUAAAUGCCCUGAGUGCGGGAAGGGCUUCCCAUCCAAGGGGGACCUGAAGAGACAUCAGAAAACCCACGUGGGGAAGAAGGAUGCUGCCCCCGAGAGAGGGAGGAGCCUUCCUGAGAAGCUGCAGCUCCUCAGGCACCAGAGAAGCCCUCAGGCACCCAAGAGGCCGCACACGUGUGCUCAGUGCGGGAAGAGCUUCAACAAGAGCCGAGACCUCCGAAAGCACCAGCGCACCCACACGGCGGAGAGGCCGUUCCUCUGCCUGCAGUGCGGGAGCAGCUUCCGGCUCAAGCAGAUCCUCGUGUCCCACCAGAAAGUGCACAGGGGAGUGAAGCCGUUCCAGUGCUCGGACUGCGGGAAGAACUUCAGCCAGAAGCACCAUCUCUUGAGCCACCAGCGCACCCACACCGGGGAGAAGCCCUUCUCCUGCACUCAGUGCGGGCACAGGUUCAGCCAGAAGCACCAUCUGAUCAGCCACCAGCGCAUCCACACGGGGGAGCGGCCUUUUGCCUGCACCGAGUGCGGGAAGAGCUUCAAGGACAAGAAAACCCUCAUCAUCCAUGAGCGGAUCCACACAGGCGAGCGGCCCUACAAGUGCAACGAGUGCGGGAAGACCUGCAGCCAGAAGCAGCACCUGAAAAGCCACCAGAGGGUCCACAGGGGCAAGAGGCCACGUGGCGAAGUGGGGGAAGGCCUGGAGGAUGAGGUGGGUUUCUGCCGCCAGAAGGUCCAGGCAGAGGAGAAGCCGUAUCAGUGUGCGGAGUGCGAGAAACGGUUCCGGGACGAGCGGAUAAUGCUGGCGCACCAGAGAACCCACACUGAGCAGGCACUGCUGAAGAGCACCAGGACAGGCGCCAGUCGGAGCCCACAGCCCGUGGUCCAGCAAAAGCCCUUCGCCAGCACCCCACAGUGCAGGGCAAACGUUAGCCAGAAGCCGCCUCUUAGAGCCCACCAGGGAACCCCGGCUGGAAAGAGACCUUUUGUGUGCAAUGAGUGUGGGAAGAGGUUCGUGCAGAGCAGACACCUUGUGCGACAUCAGAGGAGCCACACGUCCGGCCGCUGUCAGACGGAGGAGCUCUGCGGGGAAGGGCUGGGGGUGGCACAGCUGCCCGCCCAGUGCCCUGCCACGUCCUGCUGCUCCUCGUUCCGGAACGCCAUACCUGCUGUAAAUACCUUGCUGGACCACAGGGCCGGCCAGCCCGACUGCACAGUGUCCCGCCAGCAGAAACACGCCUCGGGCCUCCUGCUCCCUCCCAGAGAAGCGAGACACGUGCACAAGCCCCGCUCCCCCGGGGCAGGUCCCCCUCGGGGCUGUGUGGAAGCCGCGGGCGGGUACGAGGUGGGCCGGAGGCGCCUUUCCCCGCUGCAGCAGCCCCGUCCCCAGGCGGGCGCUUGCGCUGCGGAGGGCCCCGGGGUGCGACCCUCGCUCUGGGUGCGGGGCCCUGCUCGGGCCGAGCCCGGCGAGCUCCGGGGCCAGGCGGGGGGAGGCGGCGCCGCGCUACGGGCUGCCGGGAGCUGUAGUUUUUUCUCCCUCCCGCAGCAGGGGGAUGCCCGGUCCCCCCGCGCGGCUCCCCGGGAGAGCCGGAGACCUGCGCGCCCGAGCUCCGGCUGCGCCCCGGGCCCCGCUGCCCCGCGCGCCCCGCGCAGCGCAUCCUGCGCCCGGACCGCUCCCAGCCGGGGGCGCGCCGCCCGUGGAGCCCGGCGCUCGCCCAGCUUGGUCCCGACGCGCCUGCCCGGCCGAGCCCGGGGGACGAUGCCGCGCGGGGGCCGGGCGCAGGUACCGGUGGCAUUUGAGGACGUCGCCGUCUAUUUCUCCCCGGAGGAGUGGGCGGAGUUAGCAGAAUGGCAGCGGGAAUUGUACCGAGAUGUGAUGAAGGAGAAUUACAAGCUCAUCGCCUCUUUGGGGUGUCGGGGUGCCAAACCAGAGAUCAUCUGUCAGAUGGAGCGUGGGGAGGAGCCAUGUGUGGGGGAGCCCCAGGGCUGGAGAGAGAGGAGACCCCAGAGCCCCUGCUCAGCAGGUGUUGGCAGCACCGUUAAAAAGGAGGAGCAGGAAGAGGGAUGUCUUGGUCAGGAAGAUCCCGAAGCACCGGCACCACCAGGGACCGUGUCCGGAAUAAUGGGGGAGAAAGGUCUCCAGCUCUUGGGACUAAAGAGCUGCAAGAGCGAAAGCUUGUCCCGCCGGAAGCAAAGAACCCAGGCCGGAGACCCUCAGGGAAGACGAACCGGGAGGGUGCUAGAGAGGCCUCAUGCAUGCCUGGACUGUGAGAAGAGCUUCAAGGACAAGACGGCUCUGAUAAUCCACCAGCGGAUCCAUACGGGCGAGAAGCCCUUUCCCUGUGCUGAGUGCGGGAAGCGCUUCACACAGAAGCAGCACCUCACCACCCACCAGCGCACCCACACCGGGGAGCGCCCCUUCUCCUGCGCCCAGUGCGGCAGCAGCUUCCGGCUGAGGAAGGUCUUCCUGACCCACCAGCGGGUCCACGCCGGGGAGCUGCCCUUCACCUGCGGCGAGUGUGGGAAGAUCUUCAACCACAAGCACCACCUGAUCACGCACCGCCGCACCCACACGGGCGAGCGCCCCUUCCCCUGCACCCAGUGCGGCAAGCGCUUCACCCAGAAGCACCAUCUGCUGAGCCACCAGCGUAGCCACACGGGCAACCGGCCCUUCUCCUGCGCCCAGUGCGGGAAGAGCUUCAAGGACAAGACGCCGCUGAGCAUCCACCAGAUCGUGCACACCGGGGAGAAGCCGUUCUCCUGUGAGGCUUGCGGGAAGAUUUUCAGCCACAAGCACCACCUGGUGAUCCACCGGAGAACCCACACCGGGGAGAAGCCCUUCACCUGCGCCGAGUGCGGCAAGCGCUUCACGCAGAAGCACCAUCUCGUCAGCCACCAGCGCAUCCACACCGGGGAGCGCCCCUUCGCCUGCUCCCACUGCGGGAGGAGCUUCAAGGACAAGAUCACCCUGAAGCUGCACGUCAGGCUGCACACCGGGGAACGGCCCUUCGCCUGCGCCGAGUGCGGGGAGCGCUUCCGCCUCAGGAAGGUGCUGCUCACCCACCAGCGGGUGCACACGGGGCAGGCCCCGCUGAUAUGCACCGAGUGCGGGAAGAGCUUCAAUCACAUGCAGCGCAUGGCCAUGCACCAGACGAGCCACCACACCCAGCCGGGGCCGUUCCGGAGAGCUCAGCGCAGGGAGAGCUGCUCGGGGAAACCACAGCUCCUCGUGCACCCGCAAGGCCAGCCCGCUGGCUGCUCGGCACACACAGCGACCUUCCAGCCGCACGCACCUGGGGGUUCCCCCUGCCGAACAGGCAGAGAAAGUCCUGGGCCUGACAAACCACCUUCUGCACAAUUAUACACGGAGCUGGCCCCGCGGGAUCGCCCAGAAGAAACCAUCUGACUGCUGGGAGCAGGGAAAGCGUCCCUCACGAGCGCAGUCUGAACACCCCCCGCCCCCCUCCCCGGUCCUGUGUGAUGGGUGUCGUUAAUCCAGCGCUCGCCCUCUGCAGCCCGGCACCGGCGUGAGACAGAAACCAAAGACAGCCAGGCUGUCCCUGAGUUUUCCUGUAAACGGUCAGCGCUCGUCAGCGGGAGAGACGCUUCGCCCUCAAAGGGGGCUGCGGAGACUUGCUUAGGGCUGCGUCUACCUGCAUCAGGCAGCCAAGGAGCGUCCUGGUGGCCGGCGUUCCGCCUGCCCUGCCUGAGACCCAGCAGAGCGAGAAGGAAAAUAUUUAGCACUUAUGCAGCAGAUUAGCAGCCAGCUGCCCAGUGAGAGACACAUGGAGGGCUGCGGAAAGUGGGAGUCUCUGUUGUAGGACAUGCGCGGACAGAGGUGUCACAGCGUGGUAGAACUAGAGAUGGACAAGCCCUGUUAGGUCAUUCGGUCCCUCUCCCAGGGGCUAGCAUUGGAUUGUUUCCCUUCAGCACAUCUCCAGCCCCUUGUCCAGUCCAGUUCCAAGCGGUGGGGCUCCCACCCCGUCCCUUGGCUGACACCCCCAUGCCAAUGCAUCUCGCUGCCAGGAAAUUACUCCUGAUAUUCAGUCCACGGCUUGUCUUUCUCUGUUACAUCCCAUUCUUCCUAGUCAUGCCCAGGUGCCAGUCGUAAAUAAUCAUCCCUCUUUGGUUUGUACGCUCCACGUAUCCAUAGACUGUCAAAAGAUACUGUUAAAGCAGGGCUGUCGCUCAAUCACAGUUAACUCAUGCGAUUAACUCAAAACAAAUUAAUUUGAUUAAAAAAAUUAAUCGCGAUGAACUGCCGUUUUAAUCGCACUGUUAAUAAUAGAAUGCCAGUUUAAAGUUAUUAUAACUAUUUUGGAUGUUUUUCUAUAUUUUCAAAUAUAUUGGUUUCAGUUACAACACAGAAUACAAAGUGUACAGCGCUCACUGUGAAAAAGAAACAAAAGAAAUGGUAUUUUUCAAUUCACCUCAUACAAGUACUGUCAUGCAGACUCUAUUGUGGAAGCAUGUCCUCUGAAAUGGUGGUCAAAGCAUGAAGGGGCAUACGAAUUUUUAGCAUUCUGGCAUGUAAAUACCUUGCAAUGCCGGCUACAAAAGUGCCAUGCAAACGCCUGUUCCCACUUUCAGGUGACGCUGUAAAUAAGAAGCAGGCAGCAUUAUCUCCUGCAAAUGUAAACACACUUGUUUGUCUGAGCGAUUGGCAGAAUAAGAAGUAGGACUGAGUGGACAUGUAGGCUCUAAAGUUUUACAUUGUUUUAUUUUUGAGUGCAGUUAUGUAAAAUAAACAAUUCUACAUUUGUAGGUUGCAUUUCACAAUUAAGAGACUGCACUACAGUGCUUGUGUGCGGUGAACUGAAAAAUUCUAUUUCUUUUGUUUUUUUCAGUGCAAUUAUUUUAAAUCAAAAAUAAUAAUAUAAAGUGAGUUCUGUACACUUUGUAGUCUGUAUUAUAAUUGAAAUCAGUAUAUUUGAAAAUGUAGAAAACCUCUAAAAAUAUUUAAAUAAAUGGUAUUCUAGUAUUGUUCAAUAGUGCAAUUAAAAUUGCGAUUAAUUGCAAUUAUUUUUUUAAUCUGACAAUCAUGAUUAAUUUUUUUUAAUAGUUUGACAGCCCUGUAGUAAAGCUAUGGCUUAGAAGUCAGCGUGCCGGAGAAAUCCCUGUGGGGGAGAGGUUCACUGGAGGCUAAGCUGCCCCCCCAGCCUGCUCCCUCGGGCACCGUGGGGCACUUUGGAACUUUGACAGGUGUCUGGACCCUGCCCCUGGAGGCCCAUCUUCCUGCUCUUGCUGUCCUGCCCUUUGCAGUUGGGUUGCACCAGCUCUGGGAGGCUCCGCUUCCCCUUGGAUGCUGGGGUGGAACCGUGCCCGGGGCAGAGAGACCAGCCACCUGUCUCGCCACCCGUCUCCAGUGGAGGGGUCAGCCCUGGGGACGGAGGAAGAACGCAUGCCAGCCAACUGCAAGUGCGGCAGCAAGGCCGGUGGGCAGGAGGGACCUAUGGGAGAGCAGGAUCCCAGGCCAUUCCGGUCUGGUUAAUGGUGCUCAGACACCAGAGGGACGAGCCCCACGUAAUACCAGGCAAGAGAGAGCAGGAAUUGAAUUACCCCCAGAAGCCAGCUGGUAGCCAGUGAGUGGCCCAGAACACUGAUGCGUUGGGCCCCAGUUGCAAGCUGGGGGGCUGCAUUCUGCGCUAGCUGCAAUGUCGGAUGAUCCUCCAUGCUCGCCCUGCCUGGAAGCGAUUAAUUACCCGUCACCGGGGUGAGGUCUGCGCCAGAGCAGAACGGCGCAGCCUCCUGACAGACGUUCGGCUCGGCCCUGAGAGACACCCGAGCACUCCCCAGCGUGUGAAUCGUGAGACGGGUCAGGCAGUACCAGGUUUACCAUGGCGCCACGGCGCUGGGCCCCCCCACACACACACACUCAGAAGGGCCCAUAACCACAGCCCUGGCAUCUCGAUGGCGGGUCCCACCCCCAGGCUGGAUGGGAUACAGGACCAGGCCCAGCUGCUUCCAUUGCAGACACAGAGAGAGAGAGAGAGAGAGACCUCCCCACCCGCCUCCACCGGCCCAGCCCCCUAUGGGACCCCCACAACCCAGCCCCACAGAGACCCACUGCCCCCAGCCCCACAGAGAGAGAGGGACUGGCCCCCCGGGACCCCUAGCCUGUCCCACCAUACACAGAGCUCCCAAUGACACCUCCCCACACACAGCUCCUGGGACCCCCCAGCCCAGCCCCACAGAGAGAGAGAGAGAGAGAGACCACCCCCCCACACAACUUCCCCUGCCGGCCCCUUGCUCUGGGAACCGCCCCCCCCCCCCCGCCAUGCCCUGCCCCAUUGUCCCUGGCCGGCCCCUCAUCCCUGGGGCCCCAAAAAUAUGUUUGGCGCCGAGCUCGCAAAAAGUUCCCCCGGGCCUUGCUGGGUGCCGUGUUGGCCGGUGGUUCGCCGGUGCUGGAGGCUGCAGGUCACCCCCCGGUCGCGGCCGUGGCCUGCGGCGUGUAACCCGGGCAGCUCGCUGGCAGACAAGGCGGUGAUGGAACCAGUGGCUCUGUGGGCGGGAGUCUUGCUGCCAAAUGCGUCUGGCAGGGAGGCGCCCCAGCGGUGCGUGGCACGUGGAGCUCGCACGUGGUGACUUCACGCUGCUGCGCGGACAUCACUGCGUGUCUCCUUCGCGGGGUGAGGGGGGUACCAGUGCCAGGCCCAGGGGCCGGCGGCAGCUCCGGGCUCAGAACAGGGGAAUCCCUGUUUGCCAGUCGCAAAUGUGGCCGCUCCGGCCUGCUGCGUGCUCCCAGUGGAUGACGGGUAACGGCUGGGCGACAGCGGGCUAGUGCAGAGGGCCCGUGUCCCUUUCCUGCGACGAAAUCCCCCCGCAGAGCCGACGUCCCGCCCUGCUGCAGCUGCAAACGUUCAAUAAAGGCGGCCUGUGUACAGA